Molecule: messenger RNA, 977 nt
Organism: Sorghum bicolor (sorghum)
Lineage: Eukaryota; Viridiplantae; Streptophyta; Magnoliopsida; Poales; Poaceae
Product: 23.2 kDa heat shock protein
Exons: 1
Coding region: 169-819 (216 amino acids)
Biological process (GO): response to heat; response to salt stress; protein folding
Source: RefSeq, a predicted model, not a curated record
CACCAUCUAGAAAGAAGGAAGCGGCAACUUCGGCUUGCGCAUCGAUCUUGAAAUUUUGGCGAGUGUCGACGACCUUAAUCGGGUGGAGUUUCUUGCUCACCGAUCGUCGAGGUCUGUUCGAUUGAAGUUCGAAGUGCGCACGCACUGAAGCCGUCGGGGUCCGUGACGAUGUCGAGGAGAACCGCAGCGUUGGCGCUCGCGUGCCUCGCCGUGACGACGGCGGCGCUGGCGGACGGCGCUCUGCUUCCGUGGUUCGGCGACGGCAGGCGCGGCGGGCGCGACGAGGCGGCGGCGGUGUCGCCGCUGUCCGACGUGGGACUCCUGGCGGACCCGUUCCGGAUCCUGGAGCACGUCCCCUUCGGGUUCGACCGGGACGACGUGGCCAUGGUGUCCAUGGCGCGCGUGGACUGGCGCGAGACCCCCGACGCGCACGAGAUCGUGGUGGACGUGCCCGGGAUGCGCAGGGAGGACCUCAAGAUCGAGGUGGAGGACAACCGGGUGCUGCGCGUGAGCGGCGAGCGGCGGCGCGUCGAGGAGCAGAAGGGCGACCACUGGCACCGCGAGGAGCGGUCCUACGGCAGGUUCUGGCGCCAGUUCCGCCUCCCCGAGAACGCCGACCUCGACUCCGUCGCCGCCAGCCUCGACAACGGCGUCCUCACCGUGCGGUUCCGGAAGCUGGCGCCCGAGCAGAUCAAGGGCCCGCGCGUCGUCGGGAUCGCCGGGGGAGACGGAGACGGCGGCGACGCCAAGAAGAGCAUCGGCGCUGGCGCUGGCGCCGGCGCCGGGGACGAUCAUCAGACCAAGAAGGUGGAGCUCUGAACAGUGAAAAUGAGGAGAUGGCUGUGCCUAGUAUGUUCUUUUGUGUGGUCUGUAUGUUUUGAGUACUCCACGACGUGUAUCCACUUGUAGAGGAAGUGUGCGAUGUUAACUGAGGAAUAAAUAAAAACAUACAGUACUACUAGUGAUCUUUCUUCAAC